UUUAAUCGUUGCACGUAACUUCUGCACGUGUUAAGGUGGAACGGAGCACCGAAUCAGCAGCUGAAGUUGAAAGGGAGGCGUGUCAAUGAACUGGGUCACUAUAUCAUAUAAAAGUGGCGAAAGAGAACCAGAUUUAAUCAACACUUCCAAAAGGAGGACAGAUAAUACAUCACCACGUCAGGAAAGGCACCCAGCAGCUGCUUUGCAUCUUCUGAAAGCGAGGGAGUCAGAAAAACCUCAAGAUGGAGAAGAUGGAAGAUGGCAGCAAGAGGAAGCGGAUGACAUGUCAUUUGCUGUUCUGCGUCUGCACGGCCGCCAUUGGCUCUCUGCAGUUCGGCUACCAUAUAGGAGUCAUCAAUGCCCCGUAUAAGAAAGUACAGGCGUUCUUUAAGAACGCGUCUCUGGAACGCAGCGGGAAAGCCAUGGAGGACUGCACUGUCACUGUCCUGUGGAGUUUUGCUGUGUCCAUAUUCAGCGCUGGAGGUAUGAUCGGAGCGCUCUGUGUAGGAGCACUGGUCAACAAGUUCGGAAGGCGUAAGUCUAUGCUCCUGUGUAAUAUCCUGGCUCUGAUAGGCGGAGCUCUGAUGGGCCUGUCCAGUGCGUGCCGCUCGUAUGAGAUGGUGAUUCUGGGCCGGCUGGUCAUCGGCAUAUUCUGUGGCCUGUUCUCUGGUCUGACCCCCAUGUACGUGGGCGAACUGGCCCCCACAUCCCUGCGGGGAGCCUUCGGCACACUCCACCAGCUGGGCGUAGUCAUCGGCAUCCUCAUAGCUCAGAUUUUAGGUUUGGAGGUUUUGCUGGGUUCUCAGUCACUGUGGCCGCUGCUGUUGGGGCUGACCAUCGUGCCUGCUAUACUGCAGACCAUCAUGUUGCUCUUCUGCUCAGAAAGCCCCAGAUACCUGCUCAUCAACCUGCAGAAGGAGGACGAGGCUCGCCAGGUGUUGGUACGUGUUCGAGGGCACGAGGACAUUGAGGAUGAUAUUCAGGAGAUGAAGGAGGAGGCCAUGAAGGUUGCCAUGGAGAAGAAAGUGUCCAUCCCAGAGCUCUUCCGCAACCCCAUCUACAGGCAGCCUAUCAUCAUCGCCAUCCUCAUGAACCUCUCUCAGCAGUUCUCCGGCAUCAACGCUGUGAUGUUUUAUUCUACAGAAAUCUUCAUCAAUGCAGGCGUCACUGAACCCAUCUAUGCCACUAUUGGAACCGGCGUAGUCAACACUGUCUUUACUGUAGUUUCUCUCUUUCUGGUGGAGAGAGCAGGACGAAGGACACUUCAGAUGUUUGGGCUGGGUGGGAUGGCCGUCUGCACUCUGAUAGUGACCAUCGCUCUCCAGAUGGUGAUGGACCCGUGUGCACCGCAAGCAGAGAACCCGUGUGGAGCUCCAGUUGUGAGUGCCUGCAACAGAACCAUAGAGGCGAUAUCAGAAGGGGGCAAAACGUCAGCGAUCAGUUAUGUGGCAGUUGUGGCUGUUUUGGGCUUUGUGGCCAGUUUUGAGAUCGGCCCAGGGCCUAUCCCAUGGUUCAUAGCGACGGAGCUGUUUGCGCAGGGUGCUCGUCCGGCCGCCGUCGCUGUGGGGGGCUGCUCUAACUGGACCGCAGCCUUCCUGGUGGGCCAGUGCUUCCCCGUACUAAUGAGCCUGUGUGGACCGUACGUCUUCAUCAUUUUCCUCGUCCUCCUCGUCUUCUUCUUCUUUUUCACCUACUUCCGGGUUCCAGAGACCAAGGGCCGGACCUUCGAGGACAUCGCCAGCGGAUUUGCCAAGGCUGCCUCAUCUGGCCACGCCCCACCAUCUCAUUUAGAGGGAGGGGUCAGUCUGCCUGUCUCCCCGUCAGAGAAAGUGCAAAUGGUGGAGUUUUCCGGGCCGGACGGAGCCAAGAGUGGACCGAUCCCCUAGACACAGACACGGGUUAGGUCGGACUCCCUUCACGCACCCAGAAAGUCCAAGGAGGUGACGGUUUGUCUGAUGUGCUUUGUCACAUAAGUUUGUGCAGAGAAAAAGUGAGAUUGACCUUCGCUGACCUCAAAUAGGGUCAAAAUUAACAAAUAGGUCAACUAUUAUGAGGUGGAAUACUAUUGAUAAUGUUUUUAUGUGAGUUAUAAUGCCUUUGUGAACACUGCGCAACAAUUCUCAGCCUCAUACAUUAUAGAACGAGGAGUGUAAAUCUCUUCAGAAUGAUUCAUUUCCAUUUGGUACGACUAUUUUUAAAAGUACACUGAACACACAAACAUGACUGGAGGAACUGUUUACACUAUUUAUUUUGGAUUUUUACAUUUGAAAAUAGCUGAGAAUUUUGUUUUGGCCAGAAAAUGGUUACUGAAUAUCAUAAUAAAUGAUUAGAAUCGAUUCUAUGCACUUAAAAAAACCAUGUCAGACAUGGACCAUGUCAGAAGAACCACUUUAGGUUCCCUAAAAACCUUUCAAUGGAUGGUUCCUUAGAGAACCAUUUUUUAAAACUGAAUAUAUAAGUGUUGAAGAACAUAAAGUUUAAAGAAACUCCACAUACGGUAAAGGUUCUAGGAAGAACUCUUAAAUUGGCAUAAAACCCCUCAGAAACAUGACCGAACUUGCUCAGUCUUGUUUAGCAGGCUGGGGAUUCUCCACAAGGGGGAGCUGUUAGCACUCAAAUAACUUACAGUGCUUCAUAAAAGUGGUGCUUUGCAUCAAUGACACUAUGUCCUUGGCUGUUUAGGGAACCAAAAGUGGUUCUUCUGUAGCGUUUCUUAAAGAACACUUUUGUGGCACUUUACACACUGAGCACGAUUUAUUUGUGUGAUUCAUUCGGACGGCAAUAAAUGUUGUGUGUAACUGAUGAUAUUUUGCACACCAAACGGUCAAAACGUGACUAUUUUUAUCGCCUUCUGUUAGAUUUUUGCAAACUUUCGCAGCCAACAUGAACUCACUCGACUGAUCGCUGUUGUCUCCGCUGUUGGCAUGGCAACAAACAACUGUCCCGGCAACUAGAACUUUCCAACAGUGUCCUCUGCUUCAUCAUGCAUGGUGACGGGUGAGCAUCUCUAAAAGAUGCUCAAACUGAGUUACGGAGAUCGGAGUUAUGAUGCGAAAGUUAGAUACAGAGUUAGGGCUCGUAAACGAGACGGUGAAACUCCACUCUAAUUUCACUUUCAUGGAAAGUAGCCCGUCCAGUAUCACCAUUAGCCUGUUCUAAGGAAGGACAUCUGUUUGUCAAGUGAAGAUUUCUGCCUGUUUGUUCACUUUUUUCUACGAAAGUUCGAAAGAACUGUUUCGGUGCUGCAUUUGGUUUCUGUUAACAUUAAGACAGAAUGUAACAUCCCAAAAUUGACUGUUGCAUUGUUGAAUCUCAGAUAUUUACACCUUUAUUUACCCCUGUUACGUAUUACACAAAAGUAUAUAAAUAGAAUGUAGAGUGGGGGAAACAUAAGCACUAAUUUGUUAUUUAUUAUGUCUUUUAUUAAUGCCAUAAUGUUUUCACCUGUGCCUCAGUGUUGGAAAAAGCCAUAUAAUGUUCCGAGAUUGAACAAUUUUACAACCCAGCACCUUUUGAAGAUAAAGAUGAUGUUCGUUGUGACUGUGCAGUGUUUAUGAAUUUUGCAGUGUUUAUCAGGGAAUAGAAUGAUUGCUUACUGUAUUUAUUGAAGUUGUAUUUAUCUAAUGACUAUUAAUGAUUUGCUAAAGCACCUUUUGAGGCUGGUAGGACUUUCCUCACCCCAGCUUAUUUACAGGGGAAUUCCCGCAAUUUUACUACAUUUCUGCAUAAUUAACAUCUAUGUUGACAAUUUGUUGCAUGUUCUACAAACCAUUCUAGAUCAAUACAUAUAAACGUAAACAUAUAUUAUGUUUAAAGGCCUCUGCUCAUUGUUAAUGGCAAAAUGAAGGCCUUUUGAUAAACUCUGAUCUCCUUUCCUUUUUUUUUCUUCUGUUAGAGACCUAAUUGGCUUAAACAGCAGAAGGGCUUAUUGUGCAGACACAUGCUUGGACCCACUCAUUGCUACUAGCGGCUAUAUUUCAGUGGUUGAGAUGUACGUUUUAGUCCGAAACCUUCUCAAAACUAAAGUGACACAUUUGUCACCAUUUCAUGUAAUAACUUUCUGUGAGGGAGCUUUUAGAGUUCUCUAGAAUGGAGCAUUUCACACCAACCCACCAGUGACUUUGUUUACAUCUCAACCAUUUAAUUAUGUAGAAUUCUUUAAAAAUCUGUUGGAAUUCCUCUUUAAUACAGCGUGGAAGGUAAUACUGUCAUCCUACACUGAUUCCAUGCAUCUGUGUCAUCUCUGCACACUGAAACCAAGUAAUUUAUUUCUUUGAAAUCAGUACAAGUGUGUAUUAAAGGUCCUGCAAACUAAGAAUUCUUACAUUUUCACCUACAGAAAUCACUUAAAUCUGAAGAAGCGCUUUAUGAGCAGCUGUCUGUAAACAGUUUUCAUCUGCAACUCCUGCAACACAUCAAAAUAAUAUGCUUAGCGUUCAUAUAGCUGAACAGAUGCCAUUUACAUAUAUCAGUCUUAACAAAAACAGCCUGUUUCAUUGUGAUGGAUGGAUUGGUUGCCAAAUGGUCACCUAAAAACAGUUACACAAACAUUGAAAGUGACUAUAUACAUAUAUACAUAUGUUAUCUAUAAAUAAAUAAAUGUAGAAUAUGGACCUUUAAAUAUAUGAAUGUCUGGGUUGGUGGAGAUUACAGAAACUUUCUGUACUAUUUUUA
Molecule: messenger RNA, 4674 nt
Organism: Colossoma macropomum (tambaqui)
Lineage: Eukaryota; Metazoa; Chordata; Actinopteri; Characiformes; Serrasalmidae
Gene: slc2a3b
Product: solute carrier family 2 member 3b
Exons: 12
Coding region: 243-1886 (547 amino acids)
Biological process (GO): response to insulin; monosaccharide transmembrane transport
Cellular component (GO): apical plasma membrane; basolateral plasma membrane
Molecular function (GO): hexose transmembrane transporter activity
Source: RefSeq, a predicted model, not a curated record